Coccinella septempunctata (seven-spotted ladybird) is the source of this 7900-nucleotide messenger RNA. RefSeq names its product NPC intracellular cholesterol transporter 1 (gene Npc1a). Gene Ontology annotation, molecular function: lipid carrier activity. The transcript has 13 exons. Gene Ontology annotation, cellular component: membrane. Lineage: Eukaryota; Metazoa; Arthropoda; Insecta; Coleoptera; Coccinellidae. The record is from RefSeq and is a predicted model, not a curated record. Bases 285 to 4322 code for a protein of 1345 amino acids.
CUUAGUUAGGUUAUAAAGAAUCACAGAUCUUCGAUAAAUUUGACAUUAACAUUUUCAACUCCUACCUGUACGUACGUAGUAGGGAGAAAAAUAUGUUUGAUGAUAUUUCGCGAAAAUCGAAGUGACGAAAGUUUCAGUAGUGUUUGGGAUGACACUCAUAACAAGACCAAAAAUCUACCAAAAACCCUGUAUCAGUUAGGUGUUUUCUUACGUUUUAAUCUAAUGAAUUGUCAGGUAGAAAACUCAAUUCCCAGAACGCAGUAAAACACUUAUUAAUCGGAAAAAUGUAUACGUUAAGAACAUUAUUUGUGAUUUCUUGUGUACUGAUUGCUACAUUCCACAAGGAAUGUCUCGCGCAAGAUACAUCAAGUCACUGCGUUUGGUAUGGCGAGUGCCACAUCCGAGGUAACGUCAAACAGAACUGUCCCUACAACGGUCCAGCGAAACCUCUGAGCGCGGACGGUGUGGAUAUACUCAAAAGGAGAUGUCCACACUUGGUCAAAAACGGCACCACGUCCACUUGCUGCAACGAAGACCAGCUGAGAACCAUGGAUACCAGCAUAAGACUCGCAGCCAAUUUCUUGCAGAGAUGCCCUUCCUGUAUGAAGAAUUUCAUGCAGAGCAUCUGCGAUUACAGUUGUUCGUCGGAUCAGUCCAAAUAUGUGGAAGUCGUUAAAAUCAAUAAUGAUAACGGGACGGAUUUCAUAGAUGAGAUCAACGUAUACAUCACCCAGGAUUACAUCGAAGGCACCUUCAACUCUUGCAAAAGGGUGAGUGUGCCUUCGACCGGUCAGCUGGCCUUGGAUCUCAUGUGCGGACCGUGGGGAGCUGCAAAGUGUACUCCGUACAGGUGGUUCGAGUACAUGGGUCAAGCAGGAGAGAACAUCUUUGUACCUUUCCAGAUCAAUUACAAAGUAACGGAGGUUCCGAUUAAACAGUUUGUUCCUCUGGAUCCUCCAAUAAUCCCUUGCAGUAGUGCUCUAGAUGAGCGGACUCCACAGUGCAGUUGCGUGGAUUGCGAGGAGAGUUGUCCUGCGCCACCGCCAGAACCCUCUCCGCCCUCCCCAAUCUCCAUAUUAGGACUCACCCUGUACAAAUUCAUCAUAUUGAUGAGUUUCUUCGCAGGAGCCUUUUUGAUAAUAAUUCUGGUGUUGUUUUGCCCAGAAAGAACAUCGGUAUCGGUGGUGAAGGAGCAUGGUUCACCAGAGAUGCAUAGAGGUCAUAUAGGCUGGCGUUUCGCCGGUCAGGUACAGCAGUCUUCGUCACAAGUAGCGCUCAGCGAAGGCGAAGAUAGUCCUCUGCAGCAACCGAAACCAUCCAGUACUUUAUCCGAUGUGGACAGCGAAGUUGACGAAAGUUCUGUGGCCAAGAGGUCUCUUGGCAACCAAUCGUCGUUUUUGGAGAGACUAGGCCUCUUCACCGACACCUACAUCCAGAAUUUUUUCGAGAGGUGGGGUGUUUUCUGCGCCGAAUACCCCUGGCUGGUGCUUUUCCUUGGAAGCUGCGUCGUUAUUGGUCUUGGGCAUGGAAUAGUGAAGCUAGAAAUAACAACAGAUCCUGUCGAACUAUGGGCUUCCCCCGUCUCACGCAGUCGUAUCGAGAAAGAGUACUACGACAAGAACUUCGAGCCUUUUUACCGAACCGAACAGAUAAUCAUAAGAGCCGUUGGAUUGGAACCUAUAGAGCAUGCCACAUCGGAUGGAAUGUUGAAGUACGGACCUGCCUUCAAUGAUACAUUCCUCAAGGAGGUUCUGCGUUUACAAGAAAGAAUCAAAGCUAUCGGUGAAGAUACCGAUUUCAGUUUGGACAAGAUAUGUUUUGCUCCCUUAAGAAGUGGAAACGGUGAUACUGAUGUCAGCGAAUGCGUUGUCCAAAGCAUAUGGGGUUAUUAUCAAGAUGAUGAAGAUAUUUUCGACAAAACUGGCAAAGAUCCCAAUAACUACACAACAAAUUAUCUAGAUCAGUUUAGCAUGUGUUCACAGAAUCCAUACAAUCCAGACUGUUUAUCGAAUUGGGGAGGCCCGAUAGACCCUGCUAUAGCCCUUGGGGGCUUCCUGCAAUCAGGAGAACACCUCUCGAAAGAACCAAACUAUAGAGAGGCAACUACGGUCAUUUUAACCUUCGUGGUAAAUAAUUAUCACAACAAAUCGAAACUGAUACCGGCCUUGAAUUGGGAACAAGAGUACGUCAAAUUCAUGAAGAACUGGACGGUCUCUGAGAAACCAGAGUACAUGGACGUUGCCUUCACUUCCGAGAGGAGUAUAGUGGAUGAAUUGGACCGCGAGAGUCAAUCGGACGUAGCCACCAUAUUGGUUUCCUACAUCAUAAUGUUCGCGUAUAUAGUGACGUCACUGGGUCAGAUGAACAACUGUGAAAGAUUAUUAAUUGACAGUAAAAUAACGCUGGGCUUAGGCGGGGUGUUAAUUGUUCUCGCAUCUGUCGUAUCUUCGGUCGGUUUCUUUGGAUUCGUUGGCGUACCGGCAACAUUGAUCAUAAUCGAAGUUAUACCUUUUUUGGUGUUAGCCGUAGGUGUUGAUAACAUCUUCAUUUUGGUGCAGACUCAUCAGAGGGAAGUAAAGAGAAAAAACGAAACUGUCGCUCAACAUAUUGGCAGGACUUUAGGCAAAGUAGGACCUUCAAUUCUUCUCACAAGCGUCUCGGAAAGUUGUUGUUUCUUCCUUGGUAGCCUUUCGGAUAUGCCCGCAGUUAGAGCGUUCGCUCUGUAUGCCGGUUUGGCCUUGAUGGUAGACUUCAUCCUUCAAAUAACGUGUUUUGUUAGUUUGCUGGCACUUGAUACCAUAAGACAAAGUGAAAAUAGGUUCGAUAUAUGCUUUUUCCUGAGAGGAUCGAAAAAGGAGGACAAUUUGCCAGUUCCAGAUGGUCUCCUAUAUGCGUUCUUCAAGUCCGUUUAUACGCCGUUGUUGAUGAAGAAAUACGUGAGAGUUUCUGUUGUUAUCAUAUUCCUCGGGUGGGUGUGCAGUUCGCUAGCAGUGAUACCCGACAUAGAAAUAGGUCUGGAUCAAGAAUUGUCAAUGCCUGAAGACAGUUUCGUACUGAAAUACUUCCAAUUUUUGAAUAGCUACCUUAGUAUAGGACCGCCAGUGUACUUCGUACUUAAGAAAGGAUUAAAUUUCACAGAGGAUAAGACUCAAAACGCUAUAUGCGGUGGAAUGUAUUGUGAUACAGAUUCAUUGAUCACCCAGUUGUUCGUUGCUUCCAAAAUACCUGAAACUACUUACAUUGCCAAGCCAAGUUCUAGUUGGCUAGAUGAUUAUUUAGAUUGGUCGGAAUCCACAGGUUGCUGUAGGAUAACUAAAAAUGGGGGAUUUUGUCCUCAUACAAAACAAAGAUCGUGCAAGACAUGCAACAUUACCUUCAACGAUCUGGACAAACGGCCCAUACCCGAGGAUUUCAGCCGUUACGUUUCGUUUUUCCUCAAGGACAAUCCAGAUCCGGACUGCGCUAAGGCUGGUCACGCGGCUUACGGACAAGGCGUUCGGUACGUGACAAAUCCAGUGACGGGUCUCAGCAAGGUGGAGGCCUCCUAUUUCAUGACAUAUCAUACCAUUCUGAAGACGUCGAAGGAUUAUUACGAGAGUAUGAGAGCAGCCAGAAAGGUUGCUCAAGACAUAACUGACACCAUAAACAAUAAGCUGGGCGGACAGCACGUGGAAGUUUUCCCCUACUCCAUUUUCUAUGUUUUCUACGAGCAAUAUCUGACGUCCUGGAGAGAUACGCUCUUCAGUUUGAGCAUAAGCUUGGCGGCCAUCUUCGUAGUCACGUUCCUUCUGAUGGGUUUCGACAUUUUCUCGUCGACUGUCGUAUUAAUCACCAUUUUGAUGAUAGUGGUGAACCUCGGUGGCCUGAUGUAUUGGUGGCACAUCACGCUAAACGCUGUGUCACUCGUCAAUCUAGUCAUGGCCGUUGGUAUCGCGGUGGAAUUUUGCUCCCAUUUGGUCCAUACGUUCGCCACUUGCACGCAGAUCUCCAAAACGGAACGUGCGGCAGAUGCUUUAGUUAGGAUGGGAAGUUCAGUAUUCUCUGGGAUAACUUUGACCAAGUUCGGCGGAAUCUUGGUUUUGGGAUUCGCCAAAUCGCAAAUAUUCAAAGUUUUCUACUUUAGAAUGUAUCUUGGUAUUGUAUUAUUUGGCGCAGCCCACGGCCUAGUAUUCCUUCCAGUAAUCCUCAGUUAUAUGGGCGUGAUCCGGAAACAUCGAGGUGUUCUUAGACGGGAACAGGAAAGUUCCACCGCUGAGUCGCCUCUACUGUCAGCAGCGUCAACAAGUGCCCUCUACGAUGCUUUAGAGCCUCAUCUUAUCUGAAACUACAAAAACUUACCAUUAGGGAAGUAUUCUCUUUUUAUUGCAACUGUGUUAUUAGUUUAUUACAUUAGGUGAAUAUUUCGAUGUAUUGAUCAAAUUUCCCAAAGCGUUUUCAUAUUGUUCAUAUGAAAAGUUUAUAGUAGGUUUAAUGGAGAUGUUUAUAGGUUGAAUUUUAUAUGAAUAUUAAUCGUCCAGAACGAGAACUUGUUAUAUAUUUAUUUAAUUGAUUAUUAUUCUUUAUAUUUAUAAUUUAAUCAAUCAUUUUCGAAUACCAAAAAAUUUAAUGUUUCGAAUUCCGCAGCAGGUUAGGUCCCCACAGUAUUAAAUUUUUUUUUUCUUGCCAAGAAUAGUGUACAACACUAUCAUACAUAAUUUAUUAACCCAAACAUUCGACCAGCAUACUGAAAUUUUAAGUUUUCUAGUUCCGAUUAUUGACGACAGCAAUGUUGCAUAGAAAUUGUCAGGUAGAGUAAUUUGGUCCAUAUGAACCUAUAGGUCGGAGAUGACUCUAAACAUAAUGCAUAAUUCGAAGAAAGAAGCACUCAAUAAUGUGGUUAAAGUUGAAGAACUAUUCAUUUGUUAUCUAGUUCUCUUCUUAAAUUCUCUAGAUUGUCUAGAUUAUGUCUGUCUUCUCUUCAACGACAGUCUUUUUACAUAUCCUUACAGCCACGGCUUGAGGCGCACAAAUUGUUUAUACAGCUGUGCAUGGAAAUACAUAUAUUGAAGGGUUUUAAAAUUGCUCCUCUUGAUACUUUCUGUGCACAUUUCUGCAAACUGGAUACAAAGUUCCGCUUUUAAAUUGCCAAUACGAUCGAGAUUUUGAUUGAAACGUUUCAUUAACACUAUAUUAAUUUUCUUUUUGAACGUAUGCAACUAUUGCAACAGGGUAAUUGUUUAUUGAUUGUUUUUGAGACAGGUUCCUUAUCGAAUAUAUGUAUACAAAAUGAUAGUCGAAUACGUGUGCCUUCGAUUGCACCUAGUAUACAAUUUGUUGAAAGCGAAUGUAAUGUGUGAAACACAGUGUAUUCUGUGUAUAAGAAUUCUUUACUAGAAUAAUUAUCAAAAUUGAUGAUUUCAUUAACGUAUGUAUAAUAUCAUAGUAGUAAAUGAAAUUUGAGACUUGGAAGACUUGGGCAUCUCGAAUAAAACCGAAAUUUCGAAGCGGUAUAUUAUAUGAAAUUAAAUAUUUUCACUUACUCACAAGAGCUGAUCAAAGAAACAAAUUUUUAGAAAUUCGCCAAAUUCAAUAGAAGACAAAAUGACAGUUUGCGAAAAAACUGGGAUUGGUCAAUUUAUGUGCUUGUUUUUAGCUCUAUCCUGAAAUAUACAGAGUGAGCGAAAAGUAAAGCACAAAAUACAUAUCCUCGGUAUUUAUUAUUUUGUAGAAAAAUGAUUGAACAGGUCGAUAUUCAUUUUAAAAUAGUCAAUUUUUCAUGCAAAAUUGAAAUGUUCGUUAUCCACGUUAUUAUGGAGAGAAGUUGUGAUUUUUUUUUAAAUGACAUGAUUCCUGAGAAUGAUUCAGUCAUUAUUAUUAUUAUUAUUAUUGUUAAUAAUAAGAGUAAAGGUAAACCUAUAAACUCAAAAUUAAAAUAUAAAAUGGAACUGAGAAAGUUGUCAAGAAGUUGUGUAAGGAAAUGUUGCAUUAAAUAGAAUAUUAGGUUGUCCACACCAACCAUCCAGCGAGAUCUUGACAAGAUUCACCGUUUCGAUUACAAAACAUCGAUGGGUUUUUUUUUCAAACAUAUUUUUAUAGAGAUGAAAAGUUGCUUUAUUCAAAAUAAAAUUGGACCAGUUGAAGUGUUUUUCUACAAAAUAACAAAACUGAAUAUCAAUUCUAAUUUUUGUUGUCCUCCUUGUGAGAAAUCUUCAGUUAUAUAAUCUUAUAUUUCAACCGCGCUAAAAAUGAAUUUGUAGAUUAUUUUCUCAUGUCGGGAUGCAUGAAAUCACAUUCCGAACAAGAAUAAUACGAUGUAUUAAUGAGAAAAGAGCAAUGAAAUUUUGGGAAUGAAUAUUUCUAGAAUUUAAACAAGGUGCCUAGUUACUGCGAAUCUUUGAUGUUGAUGGUCUGUAUGCAUCGGAAGGCUAGCAAACAUCCAGAAUAAAUAAACCUCAGUUCCUCUAGUGAAACAAAUAAGUAUUCUCUCAAGAAGUGAUUAAUUAGAAAUUAUUUUUCAAAUCAUUUGACAGUUCUUCAGUGGAUUAAGAUCAAAUUUGACGAUGACAAAUUAUAAAUUUACUUCAUAUCAAUAAUGAAAUCGUAUUCUGGUUGUGUGAAGUGACCUUUAGGAACGAUUUCUAGUUAUCUUGAAGCUGUGUAUAGGUAAUAUUACGAUAUGUUAGAAAGAAGACGUUCACAUAUUUAUCAUCUGUUUUUAUUUGUGUAGUCAAAGAUGGAAAACUGUGUGAUAUCGAAAAUUAGCAACAUUAAAAAAAAUCAUUGUUUAGGAUUGGACUUCACCACUAGAAAAAUGAAUUAGGGAUUGUUCAAUUCAUUUGGGGCAUUGUGUUUUUUUAUAUAUGAAGAAAUGGUGUAAGGACAGAUUCUGAAAAUUAUUAAAACAUCAAUGUACCACUCCUGACUAAUUCUUUGGUGAAGUAUGAUUCAUUAAACAAUGAAAAAUGAAUUUUUGCACGAGUAUGAAGACUUAUGAAGAAAUUACAAAAAAAUGAAUACAUGAAAUAUUUGUUAUUUUCAGUGUCUUAUACUUAUUAUUUUUAGUCCAUUCUGGCAUCAGUAGAGAAUCAUAGACAUUAUGGCUUUAUGAAAUUAAUUUAGAUUUCCGCAUUUUAGUAAGACUGUUAGUUACUCAUUCAUCAAUGGAGUUAUGGUGUUUGCUUCGGGAUUUAUGGUGACCAAUAAUUGAUGAACUUUUCUUAUGCCUUAUGACUCAUUAUUAUGCAGUAUACAUAUUUUAAUUCUUAAAUUAACAUUAAAUUUGGGCGUAGUUAGAAAAGUUACUCGUAUUAUUAUUUUAAUCUUUAUUAAUGGAAAGUUACACUUUUUUUCGCUACCUUAGUCAAUCCAAAAACGCAGCAACAUAUGAACAUAGUUGUUUCAGUUGUGAUAUGUUCGAAUUGAAAACUGUAGCUCCAAUGAAUUUCCAUAUUUCCCAGAGAUUUUCAUGAAUAUCCAAAAUAGAAAUACUCCUCUACAUGAACUGUGAUAUCAAUGUAGAGAAAACUAAACAUUUCCAAUUUUUCGAUGGAUAAAAUAUCUUCUGCCUCGCAAUGUUGUUAAUUGAGUUGGAAAUGGUUUAUCUCCAUUUAAUUGAUUUUAUAUUGAUUUCCAAGAUUAUUUACUAAGGUGGAAAAUUAGUUACCAAAAUAUUGAGUUAUCGAAUUAGAUCGAAGGUGUAGUAUUUUUGGCAGCUAGAAAACAAAUGUUUACUUUCAUAUCUCUUGGGAAAUAUGACCAAAGACUUAAAUCAAUGAAAAUGUUUGAAUUCGAGUGUGCAUAAUUUAUAUCCUCUUUUGUGAAAAUAUUGCUUGUAUACAUUCCUCAAUCUUUAUUUUUAUAUAGUUUGUUUUGUAUUAUUUUCAUGUAUUUCAAAAAGAAACAAUAAAUAUAUUCAUAAAUA